This is a messenger RNA of Dichomitus squalens LYAD-421 SS1, 968 nucleotides long. RefSeq names its product 40S ribosomal protein S1. Bases 75 to 845 code for a protein of 256 amino acids. Gene Ontology annotation, molecular function: structural constituent of ribosome. Gene Ontology annotation, biological process: translation. The record is from RefSeq and is a predicted model, not a curated record. Lineage: Eukaryota; Fungi; Basidiomycota; Agaricomycetes; Polyporales; Polyporaceae. The transcript has 5 exons. Gene Ontology annotation, cellular component: ribosome; cytosol.
GCAUCCCAAAACCCAGCCCGUCCAACUGCCGGCUCGCGGUUCUCCCCUCACCGCAUACCCUCGUUCAAUCCAUCAUGGCUGUUGGCAAGAACAAGCGUUUGUCCAAGGGCAAGAAGGGUAUCAAGAAGAAGGUCGUCGACCCCUUCUCCCGCAAGGACUGGUACGACCUUAAGGCCCCGUCAAUCUUCGAGGUCAAAAACGUCGGCAAGACUCUCGUGAACCGCUCCCAGGGUCUCAAGAAUGCCAACGACUCCCUGAAGGGCCGUAUCAUCGAGGUUUCCCUCGCUGACCUCAACAAGGAUGAGGAGCAGUCUUUCCGCAAGAUCAAGCUCCGGGUAGACGAGGUCCAGGGCAAGAACUGCCUGACAAAUUUCCAUGGCAUGAGCUUCACUUCUGACAAGCUCCGCUCCCUUGUCCGCAAGUGGCAGACCCUCAUCGAGGCGCACGUCGACGUGAAGACGACCGAUGGCUACCUUCUCCGUCUAUUCGCGAUCGGCUUCACCAAGCGUCGGCCAUCGCAGGUCCGCAAGACCACCUACGCCCAGUCGUCCCAGAUCCGGGAGAUCCGGAAAAAGAUGUUCGAGAUCAUUACUCGGGAGGCGACGAGCGUCGACUUGAAGGAGCUCGUGCAGAAGUUCGUGCCGGAGGCGAUCGGUCGUGAGAUUGAGAAGGCGGCAAGGAGCAUCUACCCCUUGCAGAAUGUCUACGUCCACAAGGCGAAGAUCCUCAAGGCGCCGAAGUUCGAUGUGUCGAAGCUUCUUGAGCUUCACGGGGAGUCGACAGACGAGACUGGCACUCGUGUAGUCAAAGACUUCAAGGAGCCCGAGAUCCUUGAGUCUGUGUAAAAUCUUAGCUGUUGUCCAUCCCUGUAUCUCCCUACGCACAUGAUCUUUUCUUUUAUGGUACAAGGGUAUGACAAUUAUAUGCUCAUGACCACGCGUGCUGCUAUGUAUGCUGGUGCUUGUGCG